ACAAUUUUUGCCUGACGACGCUGCUCUCUCGGGCAUUUCGCCGGAAACCGACGCCGCGCGAGGACUUUACCGCAUUCUCUAACUCACUCACCUCGAGGUUCUCUUUAAUUUUUUUUUUUUUUUUUCGUGUUUUUUCACGCAACCAUAUUACUACUACAACAUCAUAACACGUUUACGUUUUACGGCCACAACAUCAAGUUUUUCAAAAAAUAAAUAAAAAAGUAUUAUUGUGCUACAUUGUUGUUUCGGUUAUACCAAAUCAACGUUAACGCACAUAAUUAAUUAUUAAUUAAUUAGCUAAUAUAUAGUAUAUAUAUUUAAAAAAAAAAAAAAAAAUUAAACAAGAUGAGUACCAAGGAAAACAAUGAUGUUGCUAUUGAGAAAUCAACGGAAAACGAAAAGGCGUCUGGUGACGCAAAAUGCGAUCUCAAAGGAGGUAUCAAGAGGGCGGCUGAGGAAAAAAAUGAUGAUGUAAAAAAACAAAAAAAAGAAGAAAACGGUGGUGACAUUGAUGAGGAAGAACUUGAUGAUGAAGUUGAAGAUGAAGAAGAAGAUAUUGAUGGUGAAGAAGAUGAAGUUGAGCCUGAAGAUGAGGUUGAAGGUGAUGAAGAUAUUGAUGAAGCAGAAGAUGAAGAAGAUGAUGAUGUAGAAGAUGGAGUUGAUGAAGAUUAUGAGGACGCAUAAUAAAUAUAAUAAAGAAAAAAAAAAAACAAAUUUUUAAUUGUAAAAAUGUUUUUAAGUAAGUAAAAUUGGAGGAUUAUAAUGGCGUCGUCAUUUAUCAUCGACAAAAUGAAUUUAAAAAAAAUAAUAUUUUAACGUAAUUUAAAUAAAUAAUAUUUACAAACAGAAUGUUCAACUCAGUUGGAUAGAACUGAUUAAAUAAAAGAAUUUUUUUUUUUUUUUUUAUAAUUUUAAAUACCGCGCGUAAAUUGUAAAUUGUAAUAAUUUAAAAUAAACAAAAAACAAAUAUAAAUUGACGCCUUUAUGUUUAAUCAUAAAAUCCUCUCAAUUGCAAGAACAAAAAUGAAUAAAUAAAAAAAAUAAAAUUUUUUAAAUAAUACAGUUUUAAUAAUAAUAAAUAAAAAGUCUUCUAGAGUUGUGACGAGUUGACUUGAUAAAAUUUUACGUUGCAAAUAAUUGUCACGAUAAAAAAAAACUUGGCUCAUUGCAAUUCUAGUCUUCCUCGAUAUCACCAAAUGAUGUAAAGCUCUAAUUCAUCGUUAAUAAAAUAAUAUAAAAAUUUAAAAAAAUAAAUUAAAUAUAGUUUAUCAUCAUGGUAAUUGUAAAAUCAAAUUGUGAUUUUAUAAUUAUUAAUUGCGCACUUCCAACAAAAGCAUAUUGUAAUAAAUAUUAUUUUAAUGAUUUAUGAGCAAAUAGACCUUGUCAACGUGGUACUUGUCGCCAUCUGGCUUUUAUUCGCGAGACACAGUUUUGUAAUAAAACUAAAUAACAAAAAACAAACAAAAAAAAAAAAAUAAACUUAUUUAAGAAAAAAAAAAAUAUUUAAUUAUAGUGUAAAAUGAACACUUGUGUGAGGGUGAUGAUAAUUUUUUUUUUUUUUAUUAUAAAAUCAAAUUUAAUUUACGAAUGUCUGCGUGUGAAUUUUUUAUUUGUCAAAUUUCAAAAUCGAAAAGAAAAAAAGCUAUUAAAAUUCAAUGGAAAUUUUAAUUUUAUUAGUUUUUUUUUUUAAUCAAUAAAUUGUAUAACAGAGCUGCGAGUCUGGCAUUUACCAAUAUCGUUUUUUUUUUUUAAAUGAAAUUAUUAUUUAAGACAUUAUGGUAUAAGCGGUGCAUGAAAAAAUAAAUAAUAAUUGUACGUAAUAAUUUUAAAAUAAUUUCAAUCAUGGCUUCUUAAUUUUUGCGCCGCUCAAGUUGUUCAAUGUAUAGAAAAAAGAAAAAAAGUAAUAAUAAUCUUCGAAAAACCAAUAAAAAAAAUGGAAAUAGAUUUUUUUUUAAUUGUUUAAUACCCUGCAUUAUUAAUUUAAUUAUUAUUUAAUUAAAAAAAUGACAUUACAAUUGUGGGUAAAUUUAUUUGUGUGAAUGAUUAUUGUUUGACUUUAAACAUUGCAAAUAAAUUAUUAUGCACAAUGUGUGUAAAGUUAUAAACAAAUAUAAAAUUAUUAUUGUUUUUUUUUUUUAAUAAAAAAUAAUAUAAUGUAAACACAAGGAGGAUUUAUAAAUAACAAAAACAAAAACUCAUUAAAACAUUCAACAAAUCCAAAGAUAUUUUCAAAUUUUUUUUGUCUCUUUUUUUCAAAUUGUUUAUAAAAAAUAAACAGCUGAUUUUUAUUUAAAAUAAAUAAACAAUUUAAUUAAUUGUUUUAUUAAAUAGUUUAUUGUUUUUUUAUUUUUAUUUUAAUUAUCCAUCAUCCUCGAUUUAAAUUGAAAUUAACAAAAAUUAAUUGGUACUUUUUACACGUGUCUGCUUCAAAAUAGUACCUUGACAAUGAUAAAAAAAAAAAAAAAAAAAACAA
Messenger RNA from Aphidius gifuensis, 2473 nucleotides. RefSeq names its product prothymosin alpha-B-like. The record is from RefSeq and is a predicted model, not a curated record. The transcript has 3 exons. NCBI's taxonomy places the organism in Eukaryota, Metazoa, Arthropoda, Insecta, Hymenoptera, Braconidae. Bases 346 to 684 code for a protein of 112 amino acids.